Epinephelus lanceolatus (giant grouper) is the source of this 2205-nucleotide messenger RNA. RefSeq names its product fibroblast growth factor 12a (gene fgf12a). The record is from RefSeq and is a predicted model, not a curated record. NCBI's taxonomy places the organism in Eukaryota, Metazoa, Chordata, Actinopteri, Perciformes, Serranidae. Gene Ontology annotation, molecular function: growth factor activity.
UGCACAUUAUCCCAAAUGACUAUGAAACGACGCGCGCGCGCGCACCCACUUUCCCCCUGCAUAAACACCCACCCAGCUCUUACCCCUUUCCCUUGUUUAUAUGUUUUAUAUUCAGAUCUUUUCCUCCCUUAGAUCAUCCAUCUUUUCCCCUGUACACCCCUCCGAGAAUUCCUAAUACGAACCUCAAUCACGUAUGAUUGCGUUAAAAGAGUUGAGGAGAGACAGAGAGGGAGAGAGGGAGAGAGGAGGAGGAGGAGGAGGAGGAGGAGGCUGUGGACCGAGACCGUCCACUCUCCCUGUCGGCGAUGUAACACACCGACAGCAUCCAUCCAGGACGCACGGGAAAUGACGCUCUGCCUACUUUAUUAUUUGUGCGCUACAACAAAAAGCACUCUGGUGUGCGUUCGCCUCAACUAAUUGUUGCUUUUCCAGACGAGCAUCCCUCCCUGCAGGCUCACAUCUCUGCAGCAUCCUUGCAGAGUAGCCUCUGCUGCCGAUUCCAUUUUCCCCGGCUGCAUUUUCGAGGUGCCAUCGACAGAACCGGAGACUGGGCUCACGUAAUCUGGGCUCCCGCACAGCCGCACGGACCGGCAGCGACCGGUCUCAUUCAUCGAUGUGCAUGGGAGUAAAUUAUUAGUGAGAGAGGGGAGGAAAAAGUUCAUUUCUCCAGCCGCGCACGAGCAUCUCGUGCAUGGAUUUAGGUUGAUGCGAAUUAUUAAAAAAGGCGUCAGGGAGCCAGAGGAGAGGCUGGUGUGCAGAUGAGGAUUACGAAGUCGUGCUCGUCAGACGCGGCUCUGUUCACCUGGAAUACCUGAAGCUCUCCAAUGACACGCAGCUGCAUCAACUUAUCAACACUGUUGCAUGUCUUUACGGCUGACAUGUCGGCCCCUGUGGCCUAGCCCGUAGGUGCAUGUUGUCUAUCAGAUCGGGUGUUGAUUUGAAGCCCUGAGUGCCAGAUACUUAGACUCACGCGCCGCUGUCCCCUCCAGAGGAUGCUGCCUGAAGCGCAAUGAUGCCCGGGACCCGGAGGAUUUUCUGAUCAGGAUGACAUUUGGUUAAAAAACACUCGUGGACACUCUGAAUCUACUCUCUCGUUUUUCUUUUUUUAUUGCGCCAAGAAGCUGCACCAAGAUCCGACCUCUGCCGAACUCAGACUCUCGGUUUUCAGAUUCGGUUCGGGGAGAUGGCCGCGAUCGCCAGCUCCCUGAUCCGGCAGAAACGCCAGGCGAGGGAGUCAAACAGCGACCGGGUCUCGACUUCGAAACGUCGCCCCAGCCCCAGCAAAGACCCCCGCUCUCUCUGCGAGAGGCAUUUCUUGGGGGUCUUCAGCAAAGUCCGUUUCUGCAGCGGCAAGAAAAGACCCGUUCGGCGGCGACCAGAUGCACCCUCGAAACCUCCACAGGUGUCCCAUAAGGGCUGCAGGCUAGAGCCGCAGCUGAAAGGCAUCGUGACACGACUGUUCAGCCAGCAGGGCUUCUACCUGCAGAUGCAGCCGGAUGGAACCAUCGACGGCAGCAAGGACGAGAACAGCGACAACACCCUGUUUAAUCUUAUUCCUGUGGGUCUGAGAGUGGUGGCCAUCCAGGGAGUGAAGAGUGGCUUUUACAUCGCCAUGAAUGGCGAGGGCAUGCUCUACAGCUCGGAGAUGUUCACGCCAGAGUGCAAGUUCAAGGAGUCUGUUUUUGAGAACUACUAUGUGAUCUACUCGUCCACUGUGUACCGGCAACAGGAGUCGGGUCGGGCCUGGUUCCUCGGACUCACCAAGGAGGGACAAGUCAUGAAGGGCAACCGGGUCAAGAAGACUAAGCCCUCGUCGCACUUUGUGCCCAGGCCCAUUGAAGUUUGUAUGUACAGGGAGCCGUCAAUGCAUGAGAUAGAGGACAAGCACCGCUCCAGGAAGAGCUCAGGGACUCCCACCAUGAACGGAGGGAAAGCUGUUAAUCAGGACUCCACAUAGCAGCGGGGGAGGGGUUUCCAGCAAGGGGGAGUGGCCUCAACCUGACUCAGGGGGAGGGGCCAUAGGAAAACUCACCUCUCCCCCACCCCUCAAAAUACGCACCACCAUCCCCUCUGAAAAAAACGAGGGCCUUGCGACGACGAGGAGCUAUUACUGUACACCCAAGACAACAAAAACAAAACUGAACUCUUGCCUGUGAAAACCUUUUAGAUGAAUUAAUAUGAAAACAGAGGAUAUAUAUAUAUGAA